This is a messenger RNA of Cyclopterus lumpus (lumpfish), 10195 nucleotides long. Its product is annotated as abnormal spindle-like microcephaly-associated protein homolog. Gene Ontology annotation, biological process: establishment of meiotic spindle localization; mitotic cell cycle; spindle organization. The transcript is spliced from 27 exons. Gene Ontology annotation, cellular component: spindle pole. Gene Ontology annotation, molecular function: protein binding. The record is from RefSeq and is a predicted model, not a curated record. NCBI's taxonomy places the organism in Eukaryota, Metazoa, Chordata, Actinopteri, Perciformes, Cyclopteridae. The coding region runs from base 186 to 10067 and encodes 3293 amino acids.
UUUCGCGAUGUUGUUGAGGGGAAAGUGUCUGACUGAACGUUUGCUAGUUGACUAAUACCGGCUCAGAUCGAGUAGCUGUGAGCAGUCAGCAUUAACGUUAGUAGCAGCGCUAACGUUUUAAACAACUAGCGUUAGUUAGCUAACUGCGGGGCAUGGAGUGAGCUGCUACUUUUUUAACAUUUGAAAUGGCUGAAGCGGAGACUUUAACACUGAGAGGAUUUCUAGACUUAACGUUAAGUCCAGCAAAGAGACGCGACGCGAACAAGGAAAACGAUGUUCCAGUUUUGGUUUUGACCCUCUUUUCGAAGGCUCCGUUUGUGACUUUCGGUACCGUGAAGCUGGGAACCUCCAAGUCUGUGGUUCUGCGCAUUGAGAACCCGACGGAGGGCGCAGAAGCCGAGGUGACCGUUGACAAGAUCCCCUCGAGUAAAGGCUUUUCUGUGGACCGCAGCCCGUUCACGAUUCAGCCCGAGGACUCGUUCAGUUUGACAGUAACAUGGACUCCGACAGAAGAAGGUGGAAUCAGAGAGCUCAUCCUCUUUAAUGCCAACGGGGUCCUCAAGCACCAGGCUGUGCUGCUGGGGAGAGCGGAAGCACCGAGAAAGAAAAAGACAAGCUUAUGGGACAAGAUCAAAAACAAGAGGGAGGGGGAAACGGUAGCUGCCCCAAGGAGAAAGAAAACAGAACAGCCGUUGAAGAUGGCUGCCAAUAAAACCUUCCAAGUGUCCCGAAAGCCACAGUACAAACAGAGAAAGCCACGCAGCCCACUUGCUUCUCUCAACGAGUACAGAGCUGUUGGAGCGAGACCCGUCUCCCACCUCAGUCCCGUUGACGAUUACUCUCAGAAAUCCAAGGAGAAGAAGGCCUUGACUUCCACCCAGAGGCAACGGUCUCUGGGCUUGUCGGACCAGGAGAAUGUUCGGAGGAACUCUCCCCUUGUCCUCCUCAUCCCAGCCAGAAAGCUGAUGGACUCUGGCAACAUGUCUGCAAGCACAGAUCUUACCAAAAUGCUCAACAGGACGCUGUCGCCUAUCGGGACCCCAGACACGUUUAAGAAGCUCAUGCCUCGUAUUCGGUCCAAUGGCCCACUCACUGCAUCUGACACCGACAGUGCGUUAACUGGAACGGCAGUUCCCUCUUUGAAAGAUGCCCUGGCCCUCAUCGACUCUGAUCUGAGCUACAUUAACACCAGUCCUCGAGACACCAGCUGCAGCUUCUCGGAUUCGCUAGAAUCCAAGAGUGGGAUUUUUGGCGGCGGAGAGGACAGAAAUGGCCUCAAAGAGUUACCCGAUAGCCCGCAGGGGUCCGAGUCCAGUGAGCCGAGACUCACGUUCUUUGUCAGCAAAGAGGUUGUUUGUGUUUCAGAGAACGGUGGUGCGAAGGAAAAGGUCAAAAAGGCCUCUUUCGCAUCUGCCACGGUGACCAAGAGCAGAGCACCACCACUGGCGGAGGCGACCCAUUCAAGUGGCAGGAAAAUAAAAAAGUCACGGCGAAGACUUUUGGAGAAAACCCUUGAGCUGUCUGACGGCAGCGACCGGAGUGAGUCUGGACCAGUCACUCCAAGCCUUCCCGUUAUCCUCCCAGACACAGAAACCAGGGUGUGGAAAAGCUCUGAGAUUGCCAGCUCCCCAUGUGAUAACAGACAUCAUGCCCAGGAAGUUACCCCCUCUGGCCCGACUCCACCCGUCACCUUCCCCGUCACCUCCCCUCCACCUCUGGCCCCUGCUCGCUUCUCUUUCUCAGCCAUAUCCCCGCCUCCCGCAGCCCCGGCCUCCGCCACUUUCACGGUCACCUCUCUGUCGCCCCUGGGCUCAUCGUCCCCCUUACACCACGGCUCUACACAACACGCCUCUCCGACCCUUUCGGUACCCCUGUUCGUGCAGGAGGACUCCUUUCCCGUUCACGUGGCGGGGAAGGGCAAGAAGAGGAAGAGCGAGGAGUAUUUGAGAAGCGACGCAAAGAUUGAGGAUGCCGGGAAAGCUGAGCGUGUCAAAAGGAGCAAGGGGGUCGCCGUAAGAGUCGAGGCCCCGCGAUCGGCGCAGGAGAGGAGAAGUGCAUCCCAGAGGCAACCGCCGAGAACCGCAGACUCUGUGCGAUCAAUGCCUUCUUCGUAUCUAAGGACCGCAAGGUCCAUGGCUCCUGCCCAGGAAAAGCAAUCGAGCUCAAAACUCUCCUCAAGAGGUGCCCGGUCCGCUGGUAUUUCAUCAGUAAAGACUGCAAGAGUGGUUGCUCUUGCGCAGUCAAAACUGACCUUUAUUAAGCCGGCGCAAACAGCCAUACCGAGACACCCAAUGCCAUUUGCUGCCAAGAACAUGUUCUACGAUGAGCGGUGGGUCGAGAAGCAGGAGAGGGGAUUCACGUGGUGGAUCAACUACGUCCUCACCCCAGACGACUUUAAAGUCAACACUGAAGUCGCUGAAGUGAAUGCGGUGUCCCUCGCCAUGGGCAGCGGUGACAAGUGCAGUGUGCCUAGAGCGCCCACCAAAGAGGAGAUGUCCUUCAGCACCUACACGGCCCGGCGGAAGCUGAACCGCCUCCGCCGCUCCGCCUGCCAGCUGUUCACUUCCGAGGCCACGGUCAAGGCCAUUCAGAGGCUGGAACUGGAGGUGGAGGCCAAGAGGCUGCUCGUCCGGAAAGACCGCCACCUUUGGAAGGACAUAGGGGAACGCCGGAAAGUCCUCAACUGGCUUCUUUCAUACAAUCCGCUGUGGUUACGGAUUGGCCUCGAGACGAUCUUCGGGGAGUUGAUCUCGCUGGAGAGCAACAGCGACGCCUUGGGUCUGGCUCUGUUCAUCCUCCAGCGGCUGCUCUGGAACCCGGACAUCGCGGCUCAGUUCAGACACGCCAAAGUGCCUAACCUCUACAAAGACGGCCACGAGGAGGCGCUGUCUCGCUUUACUCUGAAGAAGCUGCUCCUGCUGGUGUGUUUCCUGGACAAAGCCAAAGAGUCCCGGCUGAUUGAGCACGACCCCUGUCUGUUCUGCUUGGAUGCAGAGUUCAAGACGAGUAAAGACCUGCUCCUGGCCUUCUCCAGGGACUUCCUGAGCGGCGAAGGGAUCCUCCCCCGACAUCUCGGCUACAUGGGGUUACCCGUCUUCCACGUUCAGAGGCCCCUGGACGAGUUCAACUUCGCUGUGAAGAAUUUGGCAGUUGAUUUGAAAUGCGGCAUUCGUCUAGUGCGCGUGAUGGAGCUCCUCAUCCAGGACUGGAGUUUGUCAGCCAAGCUGCGUCUGCCAGCCAUCAGCCGCCUGCAGAAGGUCCACAACGUGGACGUGGCGUUGCAAGUGCUCAAAAGCAAAGGGGUGGACCUCAAGGAUGAACACGGAUCCAAUAUUGAUUCCAGAGACAUUGUGGAUGGACACAGAGAGAAGACACUGAGCCUCUUGUGGAAGAUCAUCUUUGCGUUUCAUGUGGAGACUAUUUUGGAUGAGGCUCAGCUGAGGGAAGAAAUUGGCUUCCUGAGGAGAACCUUGAGGACCAAACGGACGCUGGCGUCCCUGAGGGCCGACCGGGGCCUUCAGCCGACUCCUUCAAAGACCAGGCCGCCGUACGAACACAGCAGCACUAAGAUUACUCUGCUGAUGGACUGGGUCCGAACCGUGUGUGACUUCUACAAUCUGAAGGUGGAAAACUUCACCGUAACGUUCUCGGAUGGCCGCGUCCUCUGCUACCUUAUCCACCACUACCACCCCAGUCUCCUGCCAGUGAGGGCCGUCAGUCACAGCACCACGCAGACCGUCGAGUGCUCGCCAAGGGGUCGCCUGGAGCUCAACUGCUCCGCCAGCGACUCCGACAACUCCUUUGGCUCCUUGCCGACGGGCCUGAACGGCCCAGAUUCUCCAUCAGUGGAAUUUAAAGAGCUGCUGGAGAAUGAGAAAAACAACUUCGGACUGGUCAACGCUGCAGUGUCUUUCCUGGGUGGCGUUCCCGCCAUGAUCAACCCAGCGGACAUGUCCAACACCAUCCCCAACGAGAAGGUUGUGAUGUCAUACCUGUCCUUCCUGUGUGCCCGUCUUCUGGAUCUGAGGAACGAAAGCAGAGCAGCUCGGGUCAUACAGGGCGCUUGGAGGAAGUACCGUUUACAGAAACAGCUACAGCUCUACAAGGAACGAAACAUGGCUGCCAUGAAAAUCCAGUUGGUCGUGAGGAGUUUUCUACAGAAGCGCAGAGCUGAGAGGCAGACUCGAGCUGCCGUGAUCAUCCAAUCAGCCUGGAGGGGUUUCUUAGCCCGCAACAGGCUGAGGCUCAAAAAACAGGCUCAACUUCGGGCUCUGCAGCAUGAAGCAGCAACUGUCAUCCAGGCUCAAUGGAGGAUGUUUUCGGCCUCGAGGGCUUACCGACGCCUCCGAAACUCCGCCAUUGUUGUCCAAGCACAAUGGCGAAUGAGGAGGGCAGCCGCUGCUUACAGAAGAAUUCACUGGGCGGCAACAGUCAUCCGGAAGCACUCGCGAGCAUGGGCACUGGCAAAAAGAGAUCGGGACCAUUAUCUCUCCCUUAGAGCCGCAGUGGUAAAAAUACAGGGAGGGUACAGAAGAUGGAAAACCCAGAAAACAGAAAAGGAAAACCGAGCUGCCAAAGUGAUACAAGCUGGGUUUAAGAAAUGGCAUGUGGCAAAAAUGGCUACAAGAGCUGUUGCCGCCGUAAAGAUUCAGUCUUGGUACAGAAUGCAGAUGUGUCUCCAUCACUACGGAAAGAUCAAGAAAAGCACUGUGCUCAUUCAGGCCCAGAGCAGAGGUCACGCACAGCGCCGCCGCUUUCGGGCGUUGAGGCUGCAGCGCCGCUCGGCCAUUGUCCUCCAGAGUGCCUUCAGAGGGCAUGCUGUCAGGAAGCAGAUGGCAAAAAUGAGAUGCGCUGCAGUCAUAAUCCAGCGGCGGUUCAGGGCCUCCGUGGUGGGAGACGCGGAAAGGCAAAUGUUUGCGAGGAUGAGACGCGCCGCCGUUGCCAUACAGGCAGCUUAUCGUGGACAAGUGGCUCGGGAGUCGCUGAAAAGACGGCACAAGUCGGCAACGGUAAUGCAGGCAGCUUUCAGGAUGCACGUGGCCCGGCGGCACUACCUCGUCAUGAGAAGAGCUGCGACUGUGAUUCAGCAGAAGUACAGAGCCGCUGUUUUGGCUCUCGGGAUGAAAAAGGCUUAUGAUGCUCUCAGGAACGCGGUGCUUGUAAUACAGGCUAACUGGAGAGGCAGAGCAGACAGGAAGACGAUGGAGAAGCGGCGCCAGUGUGCAACGCUAAUACAGGCUCACUACCGGCGCCACGUGUUGCAAGCGGAGUACAGAGCCAAGAUGGCCUGUGUCGUGGUUGUACAGCGUCGCUAUAGAGCGUACGUGGCUGGAAAGGAGACGAGGAAAGCGUACCUGCACACGAGAGCAGCCUGUGUGACACUCCAAGCAGGAUUCAGAGGCACGAGGGUUAGGGCAGAGCUGAAGAGAAAUCACUGGGCGGCGACUGUCAUUCAGUCUUCAGUGAGGAAGUUUUUAUGUCGCAAACGAUAUUUCCUCCUCCAAAGUGCAGCGAUUAUCAUCCAGAGCCGAUACAGAGCUCUUCUGGUCUGCAGGGCACAGCAGAAAGAAUACACUGCUCUGAAGCAGGCCACCGUAAAAAUACAAGCCGUGUACCGAGGAUGUAGAGUGAGACGAGUUCUAAAGAGGAGGCACGAUGCUGCCAGAGCAAUCCAAGCGCAGUUCAGGAUGCACAAAAUGCACAUGGUGUACCUCGCCACCAAGUGUGCCGCCGUCAUUAUUCAGGAACGCUACAGGGCCAAAAAGCUCAGGAAUCAGCAGAUGCAGCGGUACGGGGCAAUGAAAUCCGCAGCGGUGUUCAUCCAGGCAGUGUACCGCGGCCACAGGGCAAGGAGCAAGAUUGUAGAGAUGCACCGAGCCGCAUCGAUCAUUCAAAGAAAGUUUCUCGCUGUUCGCGAUAGAAAAAGGUUCCUAGCUCUCAAGGCCGCAGCUUUGGUUUGUCAGCAGAGGUCCAAAGCAGUGACUCUGGCAAGAAAAGACCGUUUGGACUAUCUGUCGAAGCGCACGGCAGUCAUUUGUCUGCAGGCGGCCUACAGAGGAUGCACUGUCAGAAAGCAGUUGCAUAUACAGCGUUCGGCAGCUGUAACGAUUCAGUCCCACUUCCGAAAGCACCAGCAGAGAACCUACUACAAGACUCUCCUAUGGGCGGCCAGUGUUUUGCAAGCGCGUUACAGAGCCAACAAGAAAAUGAGAGGGGAGACUCAAGCCCUGAGUGCCAAGAGAAAUGCUGCUGUUAUCUUACAAGCCGCCUUCAGAGGAAUGAAAUCCAGACAACUCUUCAAACAAAGGCACCGGGCUGCCGCUGUUAUCCAGAGAGCCUAUAGAGCACACUGUGAACACCAGCAGUAUCUGGCCUUAAAAUCCUCCGUCCUCACCAUUCAGCGGAGGUAUCGGGCCACUGCAGCAGCGACGGUUCAGAUGCAGAAAUACCAGACGAUGCGAGGUGCUGCUGUUGUCCUGCAGGCAGCACACAGAGGGCAGCAGGUCAGAAAGCAGGUUGCCCGCUGGCAUCGGGCUGCCACUGUGAUCCAGUCUGCAUUCAGAAAGCACAGAGAGGAAGUCAAAUACCAGGCCAUGCGUUUGUCCUCCAUCAUCAUCCAGAGAUUCUAUCGUUCCUGUGUUCUUCAGAGGCAGGAAAGGGAAGAGUUCCUAAAAAUGAGACAUUGUGUCAUCGUUCUUCAGGCAGCUUUCAGGGGUCAUCGUGUGCGGACCAACGUUGCCGAGAUGCACAGAGCAGCUGCUGUUAUUCAAGCCAACUUCAAGAGGCACAGACAGCAGUCGACCUUCAGGAAACAACGCUGGGCAGCCUGCGUCUUACAGCAGAGGUUCAGAGCUCAGAUCCAGAGAAACGCUGAGGUGAAACAUUAUCAACAGUACAGAAAAGCAGCCAUCGUGUUACAGGCUGCAUGUCGUGGAAUGAAAUUGAGGCAGAAGAUCAAACACACGCAUCAGGCUGCCGGCGUUAUCCAGAGGGCCUAUAGAGCACACUGUGAACACCAGCAGUAUCUGGCCUUAAAAUCCUCCGUCCUCACCAUUCAGCGGAGGUAUCGGGCCACUGCAGCAGCGACGGUUCAGAUGCAGAAAUACCAGACGAUGCGAGGUGCUGCUGUUGUCCUGCAGGCAGCACACAGAGGUCAGCAGGUCAGAAAGCAGGUUGCCCGCUGGCAUCGGGCUGCCACUGUGAUCCAGUCUGCAUUCAGAAAGCACAGAGAGGAAGUCAAAUACCAAGCCAUGCGUUUGGCCUCCAUCAUCAUCCAGAGAUUCUAUCGCUCCUGUGUUCUUCAGAGGCAACAGAGGGAGAACUUCCUAAAAAUGACACAUUGUGCCAUUGUUCUUCAGGCAGCUUUCAGGGGUCAUCGUGUCCGGUCCAACGUUGCCGAGAUGCACAGAGCAGCUGCUGUUAUUCAAGCCAACUUCAAGAGGCACAGACAGCAGUUGACCUUCAGGAAGCAACGCUGGGCAGUCUGCGUCUUACAGCAGAGGUUCAGAGCUCAGAUCCAGAGAAACGCUAAGGUGAAACAUUAUCAGGAGGUUCUGAAGGCCGUAAUUAAGCUUCAAGCUACCUUCCGUGGAAUGAAAUCCAGAAGAAUAAUCAAACAAAGGCAUUAUGCCGCUUGUGCUAUCCAGAGAGCUUACAGAGGCUUCUCUAAACGCAAGCAGUAUCUGAAAUUACAAUGGUCAGUCCUAACUAUUCAGAGACAAUAUCGGGCGGCUGUUGCAGCUAAAGCCCAAAGAACAAAAUACCUGGAAAUGCGCAGCGCAGCAGUCAUCGUUCAGGCAGCACACAGAGGUCAGCAGGUCAGAAAGCAGGUUGCCCGCUGGCAUCGGGCUGCCACUGUGAUCCAGUCUGCAUUCAGAAAGCACAGAGAGGAAGUCAAAUACCAAGCCAUGCGUUUGGCCUCCAUCAUCAUCCAGAGAUUCUAUCGCUCCUGUGUUCUUCAGAGGCAACAGAGGGAGAACUUCCUAAAAAUGACACAUUGUGCCAUCGUUCUUCAGGCAGCUUUCAGGGGUCAUCGUGUCCGGUCCAACGUUGCCGAGAUGCACAGAGCAGCUGCUGUUAUUCAAGCCAACUUCAAGAGGCACAGACAGCAGUCGACCUUCAGGAAACAACGCUGGGCAGCCUGCGUCUUACAGCAGAGGCUCAGAGCUCAGAUCCAGAGAAACGCUGAGGUGAAACAUUAUCAACAGUGCAGAAAAGCAGCCAUCGUGUUACAGGCUGCAUGUCGUGGAAUGAAAUUGAGGCAGAAGAUCAAACACACGCAUCGAGCUGCCGGCGUUAUCCAGAGGGCCUAUAGAGCACACUGUGAACACCAGCAGUAUCUGGCCUUAAAAUCCUCCGUCCUCACCAUUCAGCGGAGGUAUCGGGCCACUGCAGCAGCGACGGUUCAGAUGCAGGAAUACCAGACGAUGCGAGGUGCUGCUGUUGUCCUGCAGGCAGCACACAGAGGGCAGCAGGUCAGAAAGCAGGUUGCCCGCUGGCAUCGGGCUGCCACUGUGAUCCAGUCUGCAUUCAGAAAGCACAGAGAGGAAGUCAAAUACCAGGCCAUGCGUUUGGCCUCCAUCAUCAUCCAGAGAUUCUAUCGUUCCUGUGUUCUUCAGAGGCAGGAAAGGGAAGAGUUCCUAAAAAUGAAGCAAUCCACCAUCACCCUUCAGGCAGCGUUUAGAGGUUGGUGUGUGAGGAGGGACAUGAGCGGACAAAAUCAGGCAGCGAUUGUGAUUCAAUCGUGCUGGAGAUGCUCAGUGCAAAGACGUAUCUUCCAAAGGACGCGCGAGACGGCCGUGAAACUUCAGCGGAGGGUCCGAGCGGUCCAGCUUGGCACGUUGGAGAGGAACCACUACACCCGGAUCAGGAAAGCUGCCAUAACACUUCAGAAACACUUCCGAGUCUGGACUGCAAGACAACAGGUACGAGAGAGAGCCGCGGCAGAGAGGAGGCGCCGCUUUACCUCUGCGGUCUUCCACCAUCUCAGCGCCAUAAAGGUGCAACGAGCUCUGAGGGCCCACUGGGCUUUGGAGUCGGCCAAAAGACAAAUCCAUUCCGUCAUCGCCAUACAGCGAUGGGUAAGAUCGAGGCAGCAGAGGCGGCGGUAUCUGGAGGACAGGAGGAAGGUGCUCAUCGCCCAGAGAGCGGUGAAGUGCUGGUUAGGUCGCCGCCACAGGGCUGCAUCCAUCAUCCAGCAGGCCGUCCGCAGGCUCCUCCUUCUAAAGCGCCAGGAGAGGGUUCAACAAGGCAUUGUCAAAGCUCAGGCUUUGUGGAGAGGACACCGCUCCCGCCGACUGAAUGACGAUGCCAAGUUGGUGAAAUUAAGACACCGAUUACGCAAAGUCUCCACCGGUGUCCGAGAGGAGGACAAACUGUGCAACAAGACGUCGUCUGCACUGGACUACCUCCUUCGAUACAAACACUUCUCCUAUAUUCUCGAGGCCCUGAGAAACCUCGAGACCGCCACCAGACUGUCCCCAGUGUGCUGUGAGCGGCUGGUUGAGAGCGGAGCCACCAACGUCAUCUUCACACUCAUCCGUUGCUGCAACAGGAGCGUCCCUUGCAUAGACGUCAUCACCUACUCCAUCCAGAUCCUCCUCAACCUCUCGAAGUAUCACAAGACCAUCGAGGCAGUGUAUUCGGUAGAAAGCUUUGUGGAGACGCUGCUGGACCUGCUGCAGAGAUACAGGGAGAAGGCCGGCGAUAAAGUAGCAGAAAAGGGCGGCGGCAUCUUCACCAAGGCCUGCUUCCUUUUCGCUCUCCUCCUUCAAGACGAGCACCGUGCUGGGGAGGUUAUGAAGCGACCCAUGGUAUUGGAGCGAAUACGCAGUAUUUACCGUCUCACUGCUCGCAAACACAAGAUGGACGCCGAAAGGACUGUUAUGAAACAGAAGAUGAACGCAUCGAUGAAUGGAAGCUUCUUAGUCCAAGCAACACCUCGCAAAUCCCGCCCUGUGCCAAAAUUUGCACCGGAUUGGGUCCUCAGAAAAGACAAGCUCAAAGAUAUUGUAGACCCUCUCAGGGCCAUUGAAAUGGUGGCACACACACUCUGCAUUGUGUUGUAAAUGGAUCAGCUUUUAAAUCUUAAUUUUCAUCGUCUUUUUUACUUCAAAAAAACAUUUUGUAUAGUUCAGUUUUCUUUUUUACAUUUCCAUGUUUUUCAUGUAAUAUAAUAAAAUGGAUUUGUUUCUUA